AUGGAUGAAAUUUAUGAAAAUAAAUUAAUACAUUAUAGACGUAUUGAAAAUAUUGUUAAAAAUUUCGAAGAAAAUGAAGCAAAAACAAAUGAAAACAUAGAAGCUAUCCGUCGUAAAUCAAAAUCUGAUAAUGCAAGUAUUGGCCCUGCAAAUGAUUUACUUCGCUAUUUCUAUACUCUUGAACAACAAUAUCAAUCUGAUGAUAGUGAAACACGAAACAAAGCGGCAGAAUCUGUUGUCGAAUUGAUUAAUCAAUUUCACCAAUCUGAUGAUGUUGUUGAAGAAGAGGAAGAAGACGAAGAAGAAGAUGAAGACGACGAAGAAACGAAUGAUGAUGAUCAACAAUCAGAUCAAUCAAAUGAGUUACAACAACCUAAAUUAACACCUCCUCAGAAUCUCCCGCCACCUACCAUUAUACCUUCCAUAUCAACAGCUGUAUCACCUUCUUUUUCAAUACAACCAGCAUCAUCUUCUCUUUCAAUACUACCAGCAUCACCUGUUAAAACUCAAGUACCAUCAUUACCACACCCGCAUUCACACCCUACACCCUCAAUAGAUGAUAUUGGUGAUAUUAAACCAGAUACACUUAUUGAAUAUAAGAAAUUAUCAUUUGAAGCUCAUCAAUAUGAAAAACUUUAUUCAACAAUAGAUCUUCCACGUAAAAAACAAUUAGCAUCUUGUAUAAAAAAUAUAAUGAAUAAAUUACGUAAAGAAACAUUUCAUACAUUAACAAAUGAAUUAUUUGAAUUUUUAAAUGGACAAGAAAAAGAAGUUAGUAAUAAAAUAAUUCGUAUAUCAAAUAAUGAAGAACGUUUAUUAUGUUUAUCAAUACUUACAAUACUUAUUCUUGCACAAUUACUUGGUGGUGAUUUAACUGAUAUAAAAACAGAAAUUUUUUUACCAUUAAUUGGUAUUCUUAGUCAAAAUCAACGACAUAAAGAAUUUCGUAUUAUUUUUCUUGAUCGUUUACAUAAAAAAUGUCCAUAUACAGUACCAUUAUAUCCAAAACGACAAUCAACUAUGAAUGAUAAACAAUAUUUAGAAGCAAUUGGUUAUAUUGAAAAACAAGAUGGUGAUCAACGUCGUUUAGAAACUGAAACAGAAUUUCUUAAUCGAAUGAAUGGACUUAUUCGAUUAUUUUGUAAAUUACUUGUUAGUCGUGGUCCACCAUUUGAUAAAGAUUUAGCUUUUGCAUGGAAAUGGUUUUCUGAUGUUUUAAAUUUACCACCAAAAUCAAAUAUAACAUCAGUUUUAAUACGUGUUUUUCUUGAAGAAGCCGGUAAAAUGAUGAUGAAUGUAUAUCAAACACAAUUUCCAAAAAUAAUUAAUGCUAUUCAAUUACAAUAUUUACCACGUUUAGAAAAACAAACAAGUGAUGAUCAAAUGGCAAGACUUCGUUUAACGUUAGAUAAUUUUCAUAAAUAA
Rotaria sp. Silwood1 is the source of this 1425-nucleotide messenger RNA. The record is from the annotation of a GenBank genome assembly. Lineage: Eukaryota; Metazoa; Rotifera; Eurotatoria; Philodinida; Philodinidae.